CCAUGAUGCAUUCUCUGGAAAUAUAUCGCCCACCACCACACCGUACAACUUUGCCACUUCUCAUGCUUGUUCGCGGCUUGAGGCCUGAAUCAAAGAUAUCCACUCCAUUUUGUCCAAGCCCAAGCCCAAGCCCAGAGGGUAGACGCAACUCGCUAUGGCGCAGAGGGCUAGGCGGCAGCCUCAAUCCGUCGCAUCGACAAUUUCCUCAAGGCACGCUGGACACCGCAUUUGCUAUCGCGAAUCUUCAUCAGACAGCGCCGAUGAGGUAGAUAAAGGUGCUGACUACGAACCUUCUCGAGCGAAGCGUGCGAAAACCUCGUCAAAUGCGGCUUCUGCGAGACCCCGCCGCCAGCGGGGAGCGCGGGACGAGUCGGACUCGGACGAACAAAUAUUGGACGAACAAUCUCCCAAGAAGCGCCGUCUACAGUCUGCCUCUCGAACCUCGGCCAUAAAGAAGACUAUACCAAAGCCGAAGCCCGUGGUUGACGUCGAUCGAUACAGCGCCGGUGUCAUGCCUCCCUGGCAGACGCUACCAUACCAAAUACUUCUUCAGAUCUUCUACUAUGCGUCUUAUCCGCUUGUAGAUGUACGCACUUUCAACCAGACGGCUAAUUGGCAAUGGCUAUUGCAGACCUCCAAGUUAUGUCGUUCGUUCUCAGAGCCCGCCCUUACCAUACUAUAUCGCUCGCCUUGUUUGACGCCGAUGGAUCGAGCUCACACCCUCUGCGACUUGUUAAAAUCCGACCAAUCAAAUAUGCUGUACAAUUAUCGUUCGAAAGUCGAGAAACUACAGGUCGAGGUUCUUCAAACAGCAGCUUAUACGUUGACUGGCUGUGGGGUUCUGGACCUGUAUGGGCUUGUUUUCCACACCCCGCGUCUUGUCGACCUCGAAUUAUACCAUCAAAAAGACUUCUCUCCAUAUCGGGAGCUAGAUGAGACAAUAAAAUGGAGCUAUCCACCCCAACUCUUCGAGGCAUUGGCCAAGAACAUCGAUGGCGUUCCGACUCGCCUUCAAAGCUGGCGCUGGAGCUCGAGGAUGGUCAGCAAGCACCCCAAUCCGGAGUACGAUUUGAGAAGAAUCAUAGAGCUGCAUCAGACGCCUUGUUUCAUGGGUUUGCGGAAGGUAGCAUUCAUCAACUACCAAGCCCCAGUUCGCCCAAAGAAGAUCACUGCAGAAUUCGUGGCGCCAGAGCACGUGAAACGACUCGCCGAAGCAAUAUCACAUCUUCCCAACCUAGAACAUGUCAUUUUUGAAGCAAGCCCUCUGCUCAAUCACGAGCUGCUUCUUAGCCUUCCAAGCAACCUGAAACAUCUGGACAUUAUUGCCUGCAGCGAGCUAGCAUCGGAUGAUCUGGCCAAAUUUUUGGUGACGCAUGGGAGACAGCUUCGGACUCUCACUCUCAGCCACAACCAGUCACUAAGCAUAUCGUUUUUUACCAUAUUAGGAAGUGCAUGUCCGCACCUUGUCAGCUUUCAGAUGAACCUGACAUACUACAACCUCCACGCGACCUUCAAAGAUUCGGAGCCCUUCUUUGACCAGUUACUGCGCGAGAACGAGGUUCCUACAUGGCCAACGACACUCCAGACGCUUGAACUGAUCCAACUACGGAAAUGGGACGUCGAUGCUGCCGAGGUCUUUUUCCGCAGCUUGCUUGAUAGUGCCGGGACGCUUCCUCACCUCCGUACCCUGGUGAUCAAGGCCAUAUUGGAUACCAUCAGCUGGCGAGACCGCGGAGGGUUCCGCGACAGGUGGCAGAAGGCCUUUGAACGUGUUUUCAAACGGAAACCUGCACCGCCGAAUCCCCAUCUCAGGUCAAUGGGCGCGUACGCAGCGCAUAAAAAGCAAUUGGCGGAACCACCAAAACCUAGACCCCAAAUCAUAGACCUAAGCGACGAUGACCUUCCUAUGUCUCGAUCAACCCGAAAACCCCGGUCGACGACAAUAUUUGACGAGGAUGAAGAGCCUAAGAGGCGAACUCUACGCUCGGCCAAUCCUCCUCCAAAACGCCGCCGAGUCCUUGAACGGCUGUGCUACAGGGAAUCCUCCUCCGAACCUGAAGUCACGCCACCUGCAGGGCAAUCACCUGCACUAAAUCCUAAAUCUCACCAUGCCGCGCGCGAGCUCGCUGCCCUCCGCAGCACCGCCGGCUUCCACGGACCCAAAGCGCCGACUCCCUCGUCGCGUCUCCCAUCUCUCACGAGUGAUGCUUCUGAUUCGGAUGAUGCGCCGCUGGUGCACCGAAAGAGGGGCAGCGACAGUGGUAAGGAGAAAGAGAAAGAGAAAGAGAUACCGAAACGGGAGGUGAUUCAGGGCAUGUGCGAGGUUGUUGAUUUCAAGAUUGAUAAUCUGAGGCCGACGGAGAAGCAGUUUCGAGAGGAAGAUUUCCUGGACAGCGAGCCGGAAGGUGAUGAAGAUUGGGAUGGGACGAAUGAAGGUGGUGCGGGGGAUGGAUACGCAUGGUGAAUGGUCAGUGGUGUAUUAGUUUACAGUGGAGGUUAUGGGCGGUGAGGUUGUAUGAUUUUGAUUUACGGCGUUGGGUGGUAGCGGUGGUUAUGGUGGCAUGCCAUCUGAUUUUUAUGGUGGGAGGUAUACUGGUAUAGGUUAUGGUGUGACGUUGUCAAUGGGGAAUGGGUUCUGAUAUGGGCGGGGGUCGAAAUAUGGGAUUGGCAUUGUAUUUACUAGUAAAACGGUUGUGCUGGGGCGACGGAGGAUAGUCUUGCUUGGGG
Messenger RNA from Pseudogymnoascus destructans, 2727 nucleotides. RefSeq lists its product as uncharacterized. The record is from RefSeq and is a predicted model, not a curated record. The coding region runs from base 155 to 2464 and encodes 769 amino acids. Lineage: Eukaryota; Fungi; Ascomycota; Leotiomycetes; Thelebolales; Thelebolaceae. The transcript has a single exon.